This is a messenger RNA of Anopheles cruzii, 798 nucleotides long. RefSeq names its product activating signal cointegrator 1 complex subunit 2 homolog (gene Cpr66D). The record is from RefSeq and is a predicted model, not a curated record. Lineage: Eukaryota; Metazoa; Arthropoda; Insecta; Diptera; Culicidae. The coding region runs from base 1 to 798 and encodes 265 amino acids. Gene Ontology annotation, cellular component: extracellular matrix. The transcript is spliced from 5 exons.
AUGCGUACCUUCGUUGUGGCGUCGAUCCUGUGCGUAGGCUUUGCCUCCGCCUACCCCCAGCAGGCCGUCGAUCCGGCGUAUCUGCGGCAGUACUACCAGCAGAUCGCCCAAGCCGCCGGCGCCCAGGGCACGGCCCAGGGACGGGCUGAUGGGACCCCGAUCUACGAGCAGGGUGCCCAGGAACAGCAGCACAUCCCGCAGUACCUACCACAGGGGCAACAGAUUCGGCUGAAGGAUAACGUCCACGAUCAGGUCCAGCGUUCUCAGUACCAACAGCCACAGGCCCGCCAGUACCAGCCUCAGUACCAGCCACAGCAGAUCCAGUACGUUCAGGAGCAGCAGCAGUACCAGCAGCCCCAGCCGCAGCCCCAGCUGAAGGUGUCCAAGCCUCGGCCACAGUACCUGCAGGGAGGCCAGAAGCAGCCGCUCGAGGAAGACCAGGAGGACUAUGAUCCCAAUCCUAGCUAUCAGUUCGGUUUCGACGUGAAGGACGAUGAGUUCACCAACUAUCAGAACCGCAAGGAAACGCGCGACGGUAACGUCAUCAAGGGCAGCUACUCAGUCGUCGACUCCGAUGGCUUCAUCCGCACCGUCACCUACACGGCCGACCCGAAGGAGGGCUUUAAGGCGGAGGUCAGCCGCCAGCCGACGGACAUCGUGGUCAAGGUCCCGACACCGGCCCCUCAGCCCCAGAACGGUGGCUACCGUCUUCAGCAGCAGCCCCAGCAGCAUCAGCAGCAGCAUCAGCAGCAGCAGCAGCAGAGACCCAGACCGCAGGAGUACUCCCAGUACCAGUAA